AGCUGAUGACGGAAGUAGCCAAAGCGGUCGUUGACACGUCACUGAGGUCAAGCUGGAGGAAAGAUGGCGAGCACCUAUGAGAGUUUCAACUUGCGCACCACACCGGAGAAGUUUUUCAUAGAGCCUUGUGAUGAUGGAUCCGAUGAUGUUCUGGCUAUUGACAGGGUGUCGACAGAGAUGACUCUCACAGGGAAAAGGGACAUCCCUGCAUCUGCUGAGACCAAGCCGAUAUGUGGACUCAUGGGGACUAUACGUUUGGUGGCAGGCAUGUACCUGAUUGUUAUCACAAAGAAGAAGAAGGUGGGCGAUUUGCUGGGCCAUGCUGUGUGGAAGGCUCUGGACUUUGAUAUCCUCUCCUAUAAGAAGACAAUACUACACCUGACAGACACUCAGGUAGGAUCUGAGGCUCUUGACUGUACUUGUGACAGGGAGAGCUGGAUAGAUACGCACUUCCGCUGGGGCAGCCUCUAUCUCACCUGGCAGAGGCCUCUCUCUCCAACCUUUCUUGUCAGCUCAUGGCUCUUGGCUGUCUUAUCAAUAAGGGAAUAAAAGGAUAAAAAAAAGCUGCCUGCACAGUGCACAGUACAGUACUAAAAAAAUCUAUCUAUCGAUCUGUAGUUGUAUUAUAUACACAUAUAUGUAUGUAUAUAUGUAUCUAUACAGUAUAUAUUUGAUGUGUAGGCCUACCCAAAGCUAAAAAUAUCCGCUCUGUUAUCUCAUUUGCUUGUUAUUAAAAUUUUGCAAAAAUAAUAAUAAUUAAAAAGAAACAUACACUGAACAAAAAUUUAAAUGCAACACUUUUGUUUUUUUACUCCCAUUUUCACAGUUUUAAAGGUCCAGUGUGUGAUAUUUAGGUGGAUUUAGUGGCAUCUAGCAGUGAGGAUUUCAGAUUGCAACCAGAUGAAACUUCUCCUGGUUAGAGUGCCUUAAUGUUCAGGAGGUUUUUACUGGGAAACAAAUUAUCUGCAGAGGUCUCUUCCUCUCCAAAACAAUUAGACACAGUUAUUUAAACUGGUAAAAACACUGAAUAAAUCAAUUUCACAUUUAAAAAUGUGUGUUUUUCCAACGCUUCUCAUCGUGGAGGGGCUGCUAAAUGUAGAAGCCGAUGUGAAAUCGCGAAUGGCCCUCAGAGCCAGUGUUUUUAUCAAUCGAUCCCUUUAUUUGUCCCCAAUGGGGCAAUUGGCUGUGCAGCAAUGGGAGCAAAACCUAAAAGUACAUAUC
This is a messenger RNA of Epinephelus moara (kelp grouper), 1221 nucleotides long. RefSeq names its product phosphatidylinositol-3-phosphatase SAC1-B-like. The coding region runs from base 64 to 549 and encodes 161 amino acids. Gene Ontology annotation, biological process: phosphatidylinositol dephosphorylation. Gene Ontology annotation, cellular component: endoplasmic reticulum. Lineage: Eukaryota; Metazoa; Chordata; Actinopteri; Perciformes; Serranidae. The transcript is spliced from 4 exons. The record is from RefSeq and is a predicted model, not a curated record. Gene Ontology annotation, molecular function: phosphatidylinositol-4-phosphate phosphatase activity.